AUGUCGACAGUUCAGUGUCAAGAAUGCCUGCCUCCUUUGCCCAAGACAUUGCCUCCACCAAAGGGCAUUCUGCACUUGGAGCUGUUUCUCUCUCGCCUUGAACGAGGCAAUGAUGCCAGCAUCCUGGGGCUGCAGGGACUCAUCGUCGGGUCUAUGUGGUGGCGCGUUGUCGGCCAGAAGGAGAACCUUUCGGUUCUCGGAAAGCAUCCGUUGGUUCAAUUGCAGCAGGUAAUUGAAGCCAAGGUCAGCGGCCGCAACAGCGUUGAAGCACCGCGGUCGGGCAGCAGUGCCAAUUGUAAAGCAGAUCGACGAUGUCCGUACCGGCAGCAUUGGUGGUAA
Messenger RNA from Aphanomyces invadans, 339 nucleotides. RefSeq lists its product as hypothetical. Bases 1 to 339 code for a protein of 112 amino acids. The record is from RefSeq and is a predicted model, not a curated record. The transcript is spliced from 5 exons. NCBI's taxonomy places the organism in Eukaryota, Oomycota, Saprolegniomycetes, Saprolegniales, Verrucalvaceae.